GAACAUAUUUCUUUACUCGCGAUCUCUUGCUCGCUAUUCAAAAAACUACGUACCCAGGAAGAAAGAAAGAAAGAGAGAGACAGAGAAAGAGAGACAGAGAAAGAGAGAGUAUCGUCUUGUGUUAUUUAGAAACGUAGAAACGUCGCGUACCGACGGCAACGUAAACGUCAACGAUGUGUUUUCUUGGUGGCGCAGCUGCUACGAGCGCCGCGUUUCCUCAUCCGACGCAUCAUCGAUCGCACGGUCGCCCAUAACCUCAGUACGAUUUGGACUAGCACGUCACAAUUCUCGCGUUUCCUUUUCUUCCACGUCUCGAAAACCUUUCCCAUCGAAACCUUCAAAUUAAGAAAUAAAAAAGAACAAGGAACAAAGGAGAAUAAAAACGGAGAAGAAGAACAAUAAUUUUCGAAGAAACAUUUCUAUCUUGGUAUUUGUUCGUUAAGUGAAAAGAGAAAGAGAGAGAAAGAGAGAAGGAACAGAGAGAAAAAUUCAUCGAAAUUCAUAAAAAGAAAAAAAAAAUAUUUCUACCACCUUUUUUAAAUCUCCCAUUCCCCCUUCCUUCCCUCCCCCACUCAACCCCACUUUUCCUACCGUUCUAUCAUUGACAGUCGUCAGGAAGUCACCUGCAGUGAAAUUCUGGAUCACAGUGAGAAAAACGUCUCGAGGAAUCUACCGCAAUUGUAUAUUCUAAGAAGAUAGAUAAUGUGAAAGUAGAAGCUGUUGGAAUUGAUGCAACAUGCGUUCAACGAUCCGAUUUAUUCCUAACGAUUUCAACAUGGUCUUUCAUCUUACUUCUCAAAAAUGAUAACAUCAUUAUUGAUUUAAAAUCCAUUGAAAAUAUCUUAAUUAAUACUCGAAAUAAAUAAUUAAAUCGAAAUAAUUAAAGUAACUUUAGAUAUCAUUUUUCUAAACAUAUUUCUUUCAGAAAUAAUUUACUUAUAUAGAUAUCUUCUUUCUUUAUUAAUAAUUCGAUAUCAGAAGUAUUCAAAAUAAAAAAAAAAAAAUCUUAAUAAUUACGCAACGAAUUACAUAAUCGUUUAUUAUUAGUCUUACGUGAUAAAGAAAAAGAAAAUGAAAAUAAUAAAAAUAAUAAAAAUAAAUAAAUAGCAAGGAAAGAACAUUAAUGGCAGCUAGAUCGGACGUUUGUGAUCGAUUGCAACACGAUUGCAAAGAUCAUCGAACGAGUUAAUGAUCACGAUCAAAAUAAGACAGCCGGUGAAGAGAAGUGAAAAGAAGAAGGUGGUGGUGGUGGGAGAAAACGAAGAAGCACGAAUGAUCGUAUCUCAUCGAGAACGAGCGCAUCGGCAGCGCAUGCAUCGACGUACGAUUCUCAAGGAAAACGACGCCGAUCGUCGACGUACAACGUCGUCGAUAACGAAGAAAGAAUCGACGACGAACGGUGGUGGUCCGAUACGUUGAAAGAAGGAAAGAACAUGGACAAAAACGAUUUUCUGGUUAAUCUUCAUUAUUUACCUAUCAUACUAUUCGUUUCGCUGCCGGCGGUGUUCGUCCUCACAUACGUCAUAGCGGUAUUAUCUGAUCACGUAGAAGCAGGAUUCCCUUACAUUUCGGACGUUGCUACCUCGGCACCAGAAAGUUGCAUAUUCGCUCAAUUUAUGAACAUGAUUGCUGCACUCAUGUGCUUCGUCAUCUAUAUAAGAUACUCUCAAGUGAAGGAAUGUACUACUGCAUUUCGUCUUCAAGCAUCUCUACCAAGAUGGAAUUAUUGGGCCUUGAUUCUUGGCCUAACAACUACUUUAGGUGUUUCGAUAGUAGCAAACUUUCAAGAGACAUCGGUCAUCGUUGUUCACAUGAUAGGUGCAUUUUUAUGUUUUGGUGGUGGCACGGCAUAUUUUUGGACACAGGCUGUUUGUUCGUUCUACUUGCAUCCCCUUGGAUGUUCUUUAAGAAUGGCCCAUCUUCGAACGGCACUAUCAACUUUUUGCACGGUUUGCUUCUUCGUCAUAUUCAUAACCGGAGUCCUAGCUAGUCUAGCAUAUAAAGGUACUAAUCCUCAGAAAUGGUACAAAAAUGACGGUGGUUGGGAACUUCACGUUGCUAGUACUGUCACCGAAUGGAUCUGUGCGAUUGCAUUUUGUGUCUACAUCUUAACGUUCACUGAUGAAUUCAGAGACAUUAGGAUGAUUCAACCAAAGAUUUUAUGCAAUUUCAACCGUUCAAGAUCAAGUAACGAAGUUCUGAACGAAAGUCAGGCUUCUCCGUUGUAUCAAGAUCAAGGGAGUUCAACAGUUACCUGAUCCCUUAACGGCAGAGGUACCGGUGUCUAUGUGAACCUACUUUCUCA
Vespula vulgaris is the source of this 2305-nucleotide messenger RNA. RefSeq names its product DNA damage-regulated autophagy modulator protein 1-like. The transcript is spliced from 7 exons. The coding region runs from base 1434 to 2258 and encodes 274 amino acids. The record is from RefSeq and is a predicted model, not a curated record. Lineage: Eukaryota; Metazoa; Arthropoda; Insecta; Hymenoptera; Vespidae.